AUGGUCUUCAACCCCUGCGUACAGCGGUUGGAGUAUUGCAGGAGCUUCGACAUCACUGCUGUCUUUGCAGGCAAUGGCUGGUGCACUCAGAUUAUGUACACCUGGCCAUACUGCAAGAUGGACGAGAACCUUCGCGAGGGCCAGGAGUUGGCACCUCCCAGCCGGGAGGAAACCAAGUAUUUCACGGAAAUGUUUCCCAAGCCACAGUCUCCCACCCAGAUGCCGGAGCAAGCGGCUCCCAUGGAUACAAGUGCACAGCCAAAACGUGGCACUUUCGACGACUCUUCGGCCAAGGAGGAGGGACAGCAGAAAGCCCUCAAAGCGACGGCAAAGCUUGCACCGAAAGUAGAACCAGCGAUGACGGCUUCCACAGUAGCUACACCGACCGGCUCCCAGAGCUCCCAACCAUUGCCGUCCAUGCCAUCAGCACCCUCGACAGCAGACCAGGACACCCAGCAGAAGGGCAAGAACAAGGGGAAGAAGGACAAGGGCAAGGGCAAAGGCAAAACUCCAAAGAAUGGCAACAACGGUCCCUCGCAGACUUCUUCAAACCAGCAGGCCAACCUGGUGUCAGCCAUCGGUCGUCUAUGUCUGAGGCACGAAGAUGCGAUCGCGAUACAGCAAGCCAACCAAGGAUACAUCUUCUUUCUACGCACGACAGGUCCAGAGUCCAUCAUUCAGCCCUUGGCCAGAGUAUCGCAAGCGUGGAACCAAGCCAAGGAAACGGAGAUACCCCGCCAUCCCCUUCGCAUCGUCCUUCUGUCAACUCUCCUGGAAGCAACCAUAGAACGAGUCGAAGCGGCCGUGAAACCGGACAAGAGGGACUCAACGAUUCAGACAGGCCUUGUGCUCAAUCAGGGCGGCGAGUUGUAUUGGCCAUACAUCCAAUGGAAUCAAGAACAGCGCACGGAGGAAGUGAUUUCCACGGAUCAGGUUCGGCCGCUGGAACAUGCGAGACUACUCAGGCGACUGAAUCACCUGCGGGACUCCAUCACGCCGGAGAACAUUCUGAGGUGUCACGGACACCACAAGAUAGCGGAGAAUCUGGAAACCGAGGUCUAUCGUCUGGUUCUGGAAGUCGAGACGGUGGGCGAAGAAGCACAGAAUAUUCACAACUGGCUUCGUCAACUUGUGAAUUGCACGGCUUGGAAGCUGAUCGGGGGCCGGUUCCGGAGGGGGAGAUUGGGGCGCUCGCCUCUGGCGAAGCGUCUGGGCGAGCUGUUGGGACAAUAA
Symbiodinium sp. CCMP2592 is the source of this 1233-nucleotide messenger RNA. The record is from the annotation of a GenBank genome assembly. NCBI's taxonomy places the organism in Eukaryota, Dinophyceae, Suessiales, Symbiodiniaceae.